AUGGACAAAAGCACACAUUCAUGUAAAUUAUAUAUUCUUCUCUUGCAGGAUUUUAGCAUAUAUUCCAAGUUUCAAAGAAAUUCCUAUACUUUUAAUAAAGUUCAUAUCAACUGCUAUAAAAGUGAAGAUAUAGAGAAAUGGAUAGUGAGUAAAAACUCAGACGAAUCAAUUGUGAAAACAGCAGCAGCCUCACACACUGAUCUUGUACCUGAUGUUUACGAAGGUGGUUUGACAGUUUGGGAAUGUGGGUGUGAUCUAGCAGAAUUCAUUGCUGAUGGAGGCCUUGAAUUCAAAGAAAAAUCAGUUAUUGAGCUUGGUUGUGGAGCAGGUUUACCUGGGAUAUGUGCAAUGAAACUUGGAGCAAAACAAGUCCACUUCCAAGACUAUAAUUCAGAAGUAAUAUCAUAUUUCACAAUUCCAAAUGUCUUAGACCUGAACCAGACAGACUCCUGUCAGUGUAGGUUUUUCUCAGGAGACUGGGGAGAAUUUCAGAUGUAUGCCGAAAGUCAUCCUGAUUUAAAAUUUGAUUUCAUUUUAACAGCAGAAACAAUUUAUAAUGUGGAUAAUUAUCACAAGCUACAUAGAUUAUUUCAACAACUGCUCAAAGAUGAUGGUAAAAUAUUAGUAGCUGCCAAGUCCAAUUACUAUGGAGUGGGAGGAGGGACAGGGUUAUUUGAGGAUUUUGUGGCUAAAGAGGGAUACUUCACUUACAAGUCUGUCAAAACUAUAGAAGCUAGUGUACCACGAGAAAUCAUUAUGCUGGAGAAAUUGCUGUGAUGGACUUUGUGUAUCAUCUAUUUGAUACAGGAGCUGUAGACUCUCAAAUUAAUAUUGAUAAAAAAAAUAAUUUUUUAAGAAAAUUGAUGUCUGGAUUUUAUAAAAUCUGUGUUGCGCCAGUUAC
Molecule: messenger RNA, 901 nt
Organism: Saccostrea cuccullata (small rock oyster)
Lineage: Eukaryota; Metazoa; Mollusca; Bivalvia; Ostreida; Ostreidae
Product: histidine protein methyltransferase 1 homolog
Exons: 7
Coding region: 1-777 (258 amino acids)
Biological process (GO): peptidyl-histidine methylation, to form tele-methylhistidine
Molecular function (GO): protein-L-histidine N-tele-methyltransferase activity
Source: RefSeq, a predicted model, not a curated record